Molecule: messenger RNA, 3357 nt
Organism: Talaromyces proteolyticus
Lineage: Eukaryota; Fungi; Ascomycota; Eurotiomycetes; Eurotiales; Trichocomaceae
Exons: 3
Coding region: 1-3357 (1118 amino acids)
Biological process (GO): transmembrane transport
Source: RefSeq, a predicted model, not a curated record
AUGAGUCAGUUACAGAACAAUUGUGCAACGUUCCGGCCGUCGCGGCAACGGCGGAGACGGCAUGUCUCGAGCGGCUAUUUUACGAUUUUCUGUUUAUUAUUCCUUUUCAUGACCCUCACGGCGGAGGCUGCCUUUAUUAACUUUGAUAAUUGUCUCGAGUCCAACAUUAUCAGCAACCCCAACCAGCUCCAAUUCGUUCCGCUUUAUUAUUCGGUUCUUUAUGAUCCCUCUCCCGGCCCGAAUCCGCUCAAUAUCACGGUCUAUGGAAAUGUGACUGGGGUGCAAAGUGGUGAUACAGCACCGGCGGUGGGUUCGCCAGACUGGGAGAACCCCGAUGUGACAGCAGGCAAGAUUGUCCCUAUUGUUGAUAAUAAUGGCAACUAUACAUACACUACCCUUUUCACGACAUUGAAUUUGCUCAGUUAUACUGCUUAUGAAAAUGCCUCGCAAUUCUGCCAGGGCGUCACGCUGGGUGACUGUCCGCUUGGCCCAGUGUUCCACAAGAAUGUGAGUAACCCUACUGAACUCCGAGCCUUUUCAGUCGCACACGAUAUCCAGUCAUCGUAUCAAUUUACAAGUCUGUCUUCGACACUGCGAGUGAAAUCUGGAGACCAACAGGGCACGGAUCUGGCUUGUGUAUCUGGGGUCAUCACCCCAGAUCUGGGAGACACACUUGGAAACACGUUGGCUUUUAUCCCUCUUCUCAUCUUGAUCUUUGUCGCUGCUGCCAAGAUCCUGGCCUCCACCUAUAGUCCCUGGGGCUCCACCGAUAUAUUCCGCUGGACGAGUAAUUAUGGUCGGGACGAGGAUUUACUACGACUUGUGACGCCCGGAUUUGCCGACUGUCUCCAAUAUAUCCAAUUCAUUGCAUUGACGGGCACUUUGAGCUUGAGCUACCCUGGUUUCUAUCAACCGAUUGUUUCUCGAGGAGCAUGGUCUAUUCUUAUGUUCAACCAGAGUCUCGUGAGUCACAAUGGCGGCAUCGACCCGGUUCAGGACGGAAUCUAUGUAGUUAAUGGCACUUACGGCAUGGAUCGGUUCAGUCAGUACGUUGGCUUGGCGGAUGUAAAAGACAUCUGGCCGGGUUCAAUGGUUUGGCUUUUGGUUGCCGUUUUUGCGGUUACUGCUUUGACUCAGCUAGCUUUGGGGUCUCGCUGGAUAUACCACAAACUGGCCGACGUUCCAGAAGAGGAUCUCCGCGCCAAAAACAUGCCCUUCACGAUUGGGAAUGUCAUUCGCAUCACAUUCAAUUUUUUUCUAUUUCCUAUAAUGUCUCUAGCCUUGUUUCAACUCGUUGUUGCUGGAAAAUCACCAGCCUACUCGGUCGCUCUCGCAGUCGUUCUGAUUCUGGUUCUUCUGUGUUUUGCCUUUUGGAUGAUUCGUCUUAUCAUCACCGCGCGCCCUCGUGCCUACUUGUUUGACGAUCUUUCCACCGUCUUGCUUUACGGUCCUCUCUACAACACGUAUCGUGAUGGUGCCACGGCUUUUGCCCUAGUGCCUAUCUUCAUUACAACUGUUCGUUCCCUCGCGAUUGGUGCACUACAACCGUCGGGUAUUGCUCAGGUAGUUCUGCUCGCAAUAUGCGAAGUUGCCUUGGUUUUGGUACUGGCAGCAUUUCGCCCAUACCCUUCUCCAACCUCAAUGAACCUUUACCAAGUGGUUUUCGCUGUAGUCCGCUUCCUAGUGGUUCUCCUCAGCGUCACAUUUGUUCCGGCCCUCGGCAUCUCAGAGGAAACAAAAGGAUGGAUUGGAUAUGUUAUGCUAUCCUUGCACGGAAUGAUGCUGGUCUUUGGCUUUUUUUUGAAUGCUCUGCAAACCAUCAUUGAGGUGGUUGCCCGUCUUGCAGGUGCAGGGGGUGUUGAAGGCGGAGCAACUCGUGGUGGUCUCACAAAGGUAUUUGGUGCACGACAGCUUUCCCGUCGAAAUCCGAGAAGCAGCACACGGCAGAGCAUGGCUUCCGAUGCCGCAAUGUUAGCCAACAUGGAUGACCGUUCAACUCCGUUUGGCGAGUCCAGAGCACGAAGCCUCUCUGGCAGUUCUGCAUUCCUCCUCAAUCGCAAUCCGCUAAGCGACGGCCUAGCCAGUACUGCUUAUGAUGCAGGUAGCUUGCAUGACCCGAGUCACAGUCGAGCUAAUAGCAGUGGCAUGUAUACGCCGACGACCCCGGGUGCCAGUAGUGCAUUUUCCCAUCCAGCUGGCUACCAGGCUAUGACAACACCCAAGAGCAGUUCAUUCCUAGGCCUCAAACCGGAAGUCAUUGACCCUUACUAUCGACCACCCAGGCCGAAGAGUAAAACCAUGGAAACGCAGCCUUUGGAUGGAGAACGUGCUCAGAACGCACCUGGCAGCGAUCCGGAAGAUAAUGGAACUGAAAGUUCAGGUCAUCCGGUACCCGCUGCUUAUCUUGGCGCCGCACGAGAUGACCCUGAUCUCGAGGAUUCUCGACCGAAUAGAAAAGACUAUGCUGUCCGCGAGGUCGACUUCUACUACCGCGUCCGUGGGCCCGCUCUAUCUCAUACAGGAACUCGUAAGUUGAAAACGGGACCAGCAGACCCGACUGGACCCGUUUCAUCGGCCUCUGGCUGGUUCCGUCGAUAUUUGGGUGGGAAGACCAAAGAACCGAGUAAAGGAUUCGAAGUCGUUCGCAGCACCCGAGCGCCUCCUCCCCGACUAUUUCCGCCCGUUGAGGAUGAAGAAUAUCACGAACCAUACCGAGACGACCCCGAUAGACAGAGUCCUGACGAUAAUGCAACUGGCGGCCACUCCCGCGAGAUAUCCGGAGCCACCACGUCGUCAUACCACGAUGCCGAACAAAAGAAGACGCAAGAAAAGGACCAACAACAGAAAGAACAAUUCCGCUUACCGCAGAUCGACGUCGGCGGCUCUAUUGAGCUUCCCAGCCGCGUUGGCUCCCGAAGCAGCGUGUUGACAACAUCCAGUCGGCCUCCUGUGCCCAGAAAGAGUUCACGACGAGAAACGCAGAUAAACCCUAACGAAGACGGCGAGCAAGUACUCGUCACGAUCCCCGACUCGCCGGAGCACAGGGUACAGCGGCAUCCCAGCGACGACGCCGCGUCAGCCGAACUCCUCCAGCCAUCCGACCCCCAGGCUCGCCUCCCCUUUGCCGCGAGCGACUCGGGCAGCAAACAUAGCCAGGACCGCACGGGUUCUGUCGCAUCGAGCUCCUCGACCAUCCAACGCACAGCGAGCGCUGACCCUGGCCAGCCCUCCGGCAUGGGCUACGUCGUGCAUCACCGCGCCGGUGCCAGCAUCCAUCAAGCCGGGCCAGAGCACCCGCUGACAGGUAGCACGGCGGAAUUAGUCGAACAACAAACCGACUCCGAAUCGGGGGCAUAA